Vigna radiata var. radiata (mung bean) is the source of this 1083-nucleotide messenger RNA. Its product is annotated as LOB domain-containing protein 4. The record is from RefSeq and is a predicted model, not a curated record. The transcript is spliced from 3 exons. Bases 351 to 866 code for a protein of 171 amino acids. NCBI's taxonomy places the organism in Eukaryota, Viridiplantae, Streptophyta, Magnoliopsida, Fabales, Fabaceae.
UGAAGAAAAAGGGAAAUUGUAUGUCCCUUUUGAAUGAAAAUCUGUAGAUUGUUCAAAGCAUGAGGAUAUAUAGGUUAAGCAUUAAAAACAAAAGAAAUAAAGCGUGAAAAAAUAAAUAAUGUACAUGUGGGGCAAAAGAUCUUAUCAACAUCCAUGAUUUUGUCUAGCAAAAUCUAGAGUUUCGUCUUUCAUGGGACCCUUCCAAGAUUUUCUGUCCCAAAACGUCUCUAUAUAACAUCAUGUCCACACUCCUUAAGACCCCCUCUCCCUUCCCAUCGAUCAAAUUUUCCUCUGCUCAUCAUUUUCAAGUCCAAAAAUAACUUACCCUACCCAACUUCAUUUCUCCAGAAAUGAAGGAUGGUGGCAGAAAACAAGGUGUAAUGUCACCAUGUGCAGCAUGCAAGCUUCUUCGACGGAGAUGUGCACAGGAUUGUGUGUUUGCUCCUUAUUUUCCUGCAAAUGAGCCACACAAGUUUGCCAGUGUGCACAGGGUUUUUGGAGCUAGCAAUGUCAACAAAAUGUUACAGGAACUACCAGAGUACCAACGAAGUGAUGCUGUUAGUUCAAUGGUAUACGAAGCCAAUGCAAGGGUGAGAGAUCCCGUGUAUGGAUGUGUGGGAGCCAUAUCUUCUCUGCAACAACAAGUUGAUGUUUUACAAACCCAGUUAGCACUUGCACAAGCAGAGGUUGUGCACAUGAAACUGAGCCAAGUUUCAACUUCCUCUGAACAACUCAAAGCAGUGCCUGCAACAUCCAAUUCAUCGUCAGAGAACUUAUCUCCAUCAAGUAAACUUGCCAAAACCCUUUUUGCUAUGGACAUGGUCGUUGAUCAGCCAAACAUGGGAGUGUCUUUGUGGUCAUGUUAGUUCUUAGGUUAUUAUAUUGUAACUGUCAUUGGAGUGCAGAAUAUAGGCAUGCAUAGGUACGUAACCUUGUAUCAGUAAAGGGUUGAAUAAAGUUGAUGAUGGACUCCAUUGAAUAUGAUAUCUUCAGCUUCUUUUUUAUCCAUCAUUUAAUAGGUUACUUGUUAUUAUGUUUCUUUUGAGUUAACGGCAUUGAUAUAUAUAUUGAUUUUGAUACUGA